Messenger RNA from Akanthomyces muscarius, 1161 nucleotides. RefSeq lists its product as uncharacterized. NCBI's taxonomy places the organism in Eukaryota, Fungi, Ascomycota, Sordariomycetes, Hypocreales, Cordycipitaceae. The transcript has 6 exons. The record is from RefSeq and is a predicted model, not a curated record. Bases 1 to 1161 code for a protein of 386 amino acids.
AUGAGCUUUACAUUUGUAACGUCGACCGGCGCUGGGCAGUCACCGUCCGCCGCCAAAAAAGUUCGCGGGCAUGUCACGAGGGUUGUCUUCGCCCAACGGAGAGCGGAUCGAGCACAGGCCCAAGAUCGCGGCCAUAGUGGAACUACAAAGCAAAAGUUUCAGGCAAAGCGCAAAGCAGCUGUAAAGAAUAGAGGUGAGACGCAAGCUUCGGCAAACGGUGCCAUAUCCAACGUCUCUAUACCACUGGCACCCUGUCACAAGUCCGCAGAGAUAUUGGAAGAAUUCUGGUCCAUUAUUCUGAGCGGACAUGAUGGUGGAGGUGGUGCUGACUUGGAGUAUGCAUCGUGGCGAGAAAUGCUCGCCUCCGAGCCGGCUUUCCUCGAGGCCACGAUGGCGGCAGCCAUGAAUUACUGGUGCGCCAGUAACUUGAAAAGCAGGGCCCAAAAGCAUCGUGAAAAAGCAGUGGAUAUGAUGAUUGACCGAAUUAAAAACCACCAAUUGCACACGGACGGCUUUCUCGGGGCUGCAUUGACUAUGGCGGUAAGCGAAAGACUUUUGGGGACUGAACAAAACUGGCAGAUGCAUAUCCGCGGCAUCACUGGGGCCGUUCAAGCGCGACGGCAGCGUGGGAUUAAAGGACUCUCAGCUACAUUCGACGACCUGAUGGUGCUAGACGGCCCCAAUGAGGUCUUCGGAUUCCCUCGGGUGUUUCAUUCAGACAUUAUUCGCGAGUUGACACUGGACAGCAGCAGCAACCAAGCAGUGUUGACGAUAGCUUCCAUGGCAAAAGAUGUAGCGUACUUGCGCCAGCUUCGAAACCAGAGCCCGGAUUCGGUAGCACAGGCGAACAAAGUACCGCUGCGCGCUUCAGAGGCUUGGCUUCGUGUGUCGAUCAAGUGCCACGUCUUGCGAACGCAUCAAAACCCAUUUGUUCGGUCCACUGCAAAGGCGAUGGAGUUGAUACUCAACAUGACCUGCCCGCCGCAACCGAUAGGACGAGCAACAGAAUUGGCAGCCCAGUUGAAGGAAGCACUAUCGGAGCUGCCUGGAAGGUCAUGGGAUGUGCCACUGAAAAGACCCGAUUCAAACAAGCAAAAGAAAAGUGUUGCAAACUUGGCGAAACAAAUAUGGCUGAGUUCUGUGGCGAGACAGGAAGAGUAG